Messenger RNA from Rhizophagus irregularis DAOM 181602=DAOM 197198, 4607 nucleotides. NCBI's taxonomy places the organism in Eukaryota, Fungi, Glomeromycota, Glomeromycetes, Glomerales, Glomeraceae. The record is from RefSeq and is a predicted model, not a curated record.
AAAAAAGAAAAAGAAAAGAAAAAUAAAAAAGAAAGUGAAAAUAAAUACCAACCAACCUCUUUGUCAUCAUUAUUAUAAUUAUUAAAAAAUGGAUGAGAUUUAUUUAAGAAAUCAAGUACUUUCGAGUGCAGGUGGUGAGCAUCGAGUAGAAGUUAAUCAAAGACAUUUGAUCGAUAAGAUUUUGGCUCGAUACUCUGCUAAGUUUGUGGUAUUUCGGGAAUUGAUGCAAAAUUCCGAUGAUGCUAAAUCAACAAAAGUUCAAAUAUUUUAUGAAACCGCAAAACCAAAACAAGAUAUCAAGUUAAAAGACAAGAUCAUUAGAAUUGGUUUUAAGAAUAAUGGAUUUCCUUUUAGACCUGAAGAUUGGGAUCGAUUAAGGAAAAUUGCUGAAGGAAAUCCUGAUGAACAAAAAAUAGGAGCUUUUGGUGUAGGAUUUUAUUCAUUGUUUUCAGUUUGUGAAACGCCAUUUGUUUCUUCUGGUGAUCAAGGAAUGGCUUUUUAUUGGCAAGGAAAUCAAUUAUUAACAAAACAAGCGCGAAUUUAUAAUAAGGAUAAGAUUUGGACAUCAUUUUUAAUGGAUAUGAGAGAGACUGAGGAGUUUCCAGAAAUUGACGAACUCGCCCAAUUUUUAGCCAAUUCUUUGGGAUUUACCGGGAACCUUCAAGAAGUUUCAGUGUAUUUUAAUAAUACAUUGGUAAUAGAACUAUCAAAGAUAAUGAAAGAUUUGGGAUCGACGGGAAUAUCGCCCGAGUUUGACACAUAUUCUCCACAAGAGAUGUUUCAUAUUACAUCAGUAGAUGUUAGAGGCGUUCAACUAACCGUUAAGAGAUUAAUUAUUCCAAAAAAUAUAGAUAACAGGAAUAACUGGCGUUUUUUACCGAUAACUGAUCUUGAAAUUGAAAAAGUAUUUAUAUUUCUUAAAAUUGCUAAUGGUAAUUUGGAUGUUAUAGUUAGCGAAGCAUUUUCUAAUGAAAUGGAACGAAGCACUAAAAAGAAACCACCAAGUAAAACAACCAUCCAAAUAAUUUAUACUGGAUAUGGUGAACAUAAUUCAUCUAUGAAUCAUGAGAAUAAUAUUUCCCCAAUAUUUGAAAAUUUACAUCCAUUUCCGAAACAAGGAAGAAUAUAUAUUGGAUUUCCAACUCAUCAAACUACUGGAUGUUGUAUCCAUUUAGCGGCUCGCGUGAUUCCUACUGUGGAGAGGGAAUCAAUUGACUUGGUAGACAAGACUUUGGCUGUAUAUAAUAGUGAAUUGUUAAGUUUAGCGGGAACAUUAUGCAGAAUUCUAUAUGAAAGUGAAAUGUCUUAUAUAGAACAUCGUCACGAUAAAAUGAUUAAUGAAUCUAUUGAUUCUGAAGAACAGAUUGAAUGGCUUGAAAAUCUAGCAGAACAUGCUUUAACACAUUUUACAUUUAGAGAGAGUACGCCAAAUGCCGAAGUUGGCAGAAUAUCAGAAUCACAAUUUUUCGAAUGUUCCAAAAAAAAAUUAUCAAUUUAUUCAACAAAUGGUGUUCUACCGAUAACUGACGUUCGUAUUCCUAAUCGGGAAAUGGAAGGGUUCAUAAAAGCGGUUCCAGUUGUUCCAGAAUAUGUAUAUGAUAGAUGUAUCAGAUUUUUUAAGAAAGCAAAAGAUUCGAAAUUUAUAGAAGAAUUAUCUCUUAAAGAUGUUUUAUUUGAAUUGAAUAGUCGAUCUCUAUCUGAAGGGGAAAUGAUCGAACUUUUGAAAUGGUGGAUUUCUUAUAGAUCGAAAGAGAAUAAUGUUGAUCCAUCAGACGUUAAUCACUUCAUGCAACUUGCACGCGUUGGAGAUAAUUUUCAACCUUUGAAUACUAUUAAUUAUUUUUUGAAUCCAGGCAUAGUUCCACCAAAUAUGGAUAUCCCAAAUGAUGUAUUACCAUAUAGUAUUUCCAAAAAUUUCAAAAAUCAUAAAGAUUUUGAAACAUGGUUUAAAUGGAAAGAAUUAUCUCUGGUUAAUUGGGCAAGAUUUAUCGUUGGAAAACCUGAUUUGGAAUGUAACCCUGAUUUUGCUAGAAAAGUUCAUAGUACUUUGGCAAAAAGUUUGAACAAUCUCUCUCAAAAUGAUAAGAAAAUAAUUCAUCAGUUAUUUGAAAAAAAGAAAUGUAUUCCAACUAAAUUUGGAAUGAAGUUUCCACAAAAUGCUUAUUUCCAAAAUGUUAAUAUACUUCCUGAUUUGCCAACGAUCGAUUUUCAAAAGCCCUCAAGCGUUCAAGCUUUAAUGGAACUUCUGGGUGUUCGAAAGGUUGUUGAAUUACAACUAAUUUUUGAUCGUCUUCUUCAUGAAGGAGAUUGGGAUCAUAUACAACUUGUAAAAUAUCUUUCUUCAAAGUAUAAUGAUCUCAAAGAAAAUGAAAAAAAUAUAUUAAAGAGAAAACCUAUUUGGCCUAAAGAAAUUUAUUCAACAAAAGCAAAAAUUCGUCGUUACAUUGCCAAUCAAUUGUAUUCACCCAUACCAUUACAUCGUGAAUUUGGUUUACCUGUAAUUGAUUGGAAAGGAAGAUGGGGUCGUAACACUCCAGAAGGGAAAUUCUUAAUUGAAUUAGGUUUACAAGAAUAUCCUAAACUUCAAAAAAUUCUAGAACUUAUAGUACCACCAACACCUUCAAAAAUUCGUAUGAAAGCUUUUAAAUAUCUUAACGAUAAUUUUAAAGAUAGAUAUUCCAAAGAUUACAAACCGACUGAAAUCAACGUCACAUUUUUGCCAUGUAGAAAACGAUACGUUUAUGCGACACCUACAAAUUGUUAUAUUAAUUCUGAUUGCAUGAAAUUGAAUUUUAAUGUUAUACGUCAAGAUUAUUUGUAUUGCGCGGAACAAUUUGGUGUUCAACAAAACCCUAGUCCUGAUAAACUUUUAAAGAGUUUGAUCGAAAAACCACCACGAGAUAUAGCUAAGGCAAAAGGAGUUUUUGAAUAUUUGGCCUCACAACAAGGAAAUUUUACAGAUACUGAUUGGAAGAUUCUUGGUGAUCUUAAUUUUAUUCCAGUCAAAGAUAAAACUAGACCUAAUGUAAUUAAUCUUAUCAAUCCACAUAGUUGUUUCCUUGAAUGCACAGAAAAUAGUUUGAGAGAAUUCUUUACAUAUAUUGAUUUUGGAGAGAUUGCAAAAAGGUUUCUUCAAAGUUGCGGUGUUAAAAAUGAACCAUCUACGAUCGAAUUUGCCGAAUUAUUGGUGAAAUCAUCACGUGAAUUGUGGGAUUCUCCCGAUUUAGAUAAAUAUUCAUACAUUUUGGAUAGAAUUGCCAUUCACAUUAAUAUUAUAGAACGUAAUAAACCAAGUUUAUUUAUGGAUAUGAAAAGAGAACCUAUUUUAAUAGGUAUCGAGAAGAAAAUCUGUAAUGGUGAAAAGGUUGAUCAGAAAAAAUUGGCUUCAGCAAAAGAUAUUUUCAUAAAUGACGAUCAAGGAUAUCAACAAAUUUUUAAACCGUUGAUAGCCCCAGAAACCGAUUUAAUGGAAAAACUUUAUAAGAAAUUGGGGUGUAGAUCGUUAUCUGAAUCAGUACAAUAUACUGUAAUUCCAAAAGGUAUUAUUAAAAAAACUGAGAAUACUAUGAAGAUAAGGAAAGCAUUAAUAGAAAAAGCUGGUUUAUUUUAUCAUGAUAUAUCUAAAUCGAAGAUUUUAAGAGAUGAUGAAUGGCUUAAGAACUUGAAAGUGAGAUUAGUUGAUCGUAUAGAAGCAGUUUAUGAGUUAAAUAAUAAUGUUCAGAUUAGAAAUGAUACUACUGCUUGCGUAAUUGAAAGUAAUGAGUUGAGUUCAUGGGUACUUUAUAUAACACCCGAUCCAGAUAAUCUUGAUAUUUCGCAAUAUAUAUGCAAACAUAUUUUCAAAUCACCUAAAUUUAAGGAAUAUUCCUAUUUUAAUAUGAUCUUAAUCACAUCUUUAUCAACUUUGGAACGUAAGGGAUAUCCGGUUGAUCGUAUAUUAAAAUCUAGAUCACAGAACGUUGUUAAGCAAUAUAGUCAAAAACCUACCGUUAAAUCACCAGUUGCUGUAAAUUCUCAAUUUACUCAAAAUUUACGAAAUUCUUUACGAAAUGCAAUAAAAACUUGCCAUUCUAACCUUGGAAGUACUAUCGAUAGUCAAGCUUGUACUAUGGUUGUUAAAGAAAGUGAAUCAAGUUACUGUGAUGUCAUACCUGGUCAUUUAUUAUGCUGUGUUGGAAAUGAACAGGGUAUUGAACUUUAUGAUACUAAAAGUAUUAAGCAAGCGGACAUCUUAUCUCCAUCAAAUCGUGCUUCAUUAUUCCGUUUUUUAAAUAUAUUAAGAAAUAUUGCGAGUGUAUUUGAACUUGAAUUACAAGCCGUUCAUGUAUUUUAUGAUAAUUAUACCAAUAGUGUUGCAUUUAAUCGUGAUAGAUCAUUAUUUUUUAAUUUAAAAUUUUACAUUGGAUUACACGAUAAAGAAUGUGCGGUUAAACCUACAAGCGAUGCCAUGACUUAUUGGUAUCUUACAUUUUGUCAUGAAUUGGCACAUAAUAUUAUUCAAUCCCAUAGUUCUGAUCAUGAACAUUAUUUAACAUCAUACGCAGAAGCUUAUAUGUCAAAAUUUUUAACAAUGUUGAAAAAUCUUCGAUGAUGAUGAUGAUGAUGAU